This is a messenger RNA of Columba livia (rock pigeon), 525 nucleotides long. RefSeq names its product gallinacin-9. The coding region runs from base 101 to 304 and encodes 67 amino acids. The record is from RefSeq and is a predicted model, not a curated record. Gene Ontology annotation, cellular component: extracellular region. The transcript is spliced from 3 exons. Gene Ontology annotation, biological process: defense response to Gram-positive bacterium; innate immune response in mucosa; defense response to Gram-negative bacterium. Gene Ontology annotation, molecular function: CCR6 chemokine receptor binding. Lineage: Eukaryota; Metazoa; Chordata; Aves; Columbiformes; Columbidae.
UCCCAGAGCCUUUAUAAAUACAGAGACUGGGCAUCUUCUGCCUCAAACAUCAGCUUCUGUCCAUCUUCGAGUGUCUUCACACCACUGAUAGCUGGCAGUCAUGAGGAUACUUUUCUUCCUCAUUGCUGUUCUCUUCUUCCUCUUCCAGGCUGCUCCAGCUUACAGCCAAGCAGAUGCCGACACCAUCGCAUGCCGGCAGAACCGGGGUUCCUGCUCGUAUGUCGCAUGCUCUGGUCCCACUGUUGACAUUGGGACCUGCCGCACUGGGAAACUGAGGUGUUGCAAAUGGACACCGACUUCCUAAAACUGACACCUCACUGACCACACAGACGAGAGCUCUGGGCAUCUGAGACAUCUCCCAUUUUUCACAUCGAUGGAUCCCAACCUCGGUGCAAACCUGGGGAGCCUUCCCAUGGGGGUGAAGACCCUUAGGAGCACGAGAAGAUCAAGAGGAGGAGUUCUUGCACCCCAAUAAAGAGAUUUACAGCUUCAAUUAUAAUAAAAGCAAGUCACUGUGAAACCACA